This is a messenger RNA of Cimex lectularius (bed bug), 1108 nucleotides long. Its product is annotated as transmembrane protease serine 13-like. The coding region runs from base 38 to 1021 and encodes 327 amino acids. The record is from RefSeq and is a predicted model, not a curated record. Lineage: Eukaryota; Metazoa; Arthropoda; Insecta; Hemiptera; Cimicidae. The transcript has a single exon. Gene Ontology annotation, molecular function: serine-type endopeptidase activity. Gene Ontology annotation, biological process: proteolysis.
CAAUAUCGCUUACUGAUAAAUCUUAUAUUUCUAUAAAAUGAAAAUUUUACAAUUAUCGUUGAUAAUAUUGUUAAUGUUUUACAAAACAAGCGAUGUUGGCUGUACCGUCGAUUCCAAGAUAAUAGGCGGAAGUAGAGCCAGGUUCAGAGAAUUUAAGUACGCUGCAGUCUUCAUGACCUCUGAUCGUAAACCGACUUGCAUGGGCACGAUUAUAACCACAAAAACAUUGCUUACAGCAGCCCAUUGUUUUCAUUUAAUUUAUAAAAAAGCUAUUAUUCGUGUCAACAUAUCAGAAAUUUUUGUUGUAGCUGGCAGUAGAUACACGACGUACAAAGAGGAAGGCUACGAAGAAAGGAAGAUCAAGUAUGUAAAGGAAUACCCCAAUUAUUCCAUAAACGAGUACGACUUGAGUUUAAACGAUUUAGCCUUUGUAAUACUUAUUUCUCCUUUUACACUGUCUGAUUCUAUCAGGCCGGUUAAGAUCUACAGCAAAAUGAAGAAUAGAUAUAAGAAAAAAUGGGAUUAUUUUUUAGGAAACAGGGCUGUUUGCUACACCAUCGGUUUCGGAGCGACUACUUACAGGAAAGACAAUUACAGCCAUCUACCCGUAUACGAAAAACCAUCGGAGUACAUGAAAGUCCACAAAGUGAGGCUGAUGACGUACAAAGACUGCAAUUAUUAUUUCCCGUUCAAGAUAGCGUAUGUGGAAAAGAACGAUUUUAUCUGCGUCGAAUCUGCCAAUAAGAAGCACGGCUUGUGCGAGGGAGAUUCAGGAAGCCCGCUCGUCUGCGAUAAGUACCUUUUCGGCAUUUUCACAAGCUCUGAAGACUGCGGGGAACGAGGUGUACCGCAAAUAUUCAUCAACGUGGUAAAAGUCUUAAACGAAUUACCUUCAGUGGACGAUUUUCAAGUUUUCUCUGGAAGUAAUCUUAGACGGACCUUCUCUUUCAAAAUGGUAGUACUCGCCAUUAUGACAAUUCUUUAUUUUAAUCAAAAAUAUACAUCGAAUUUUUACUUUUAAUACUUUGUAACGAUUAUCAAACCAUCUAUCAGAUAAAUGUUUAUUUAAUAAUGCUAAAAAAAUUCUACACGAUUACGCAUGUUUCAA